Messenger RNA from Candidozyma haemuli, 1947 nucleotides. RefSeq lists its product as uncharacterized. Bases 1 to 1947 code for a protein of 648 amino acids. NCBI's taxonomy places the organism in Eukaryota, Fungi, Ascomycota, Pichiomycetes, Serinales, Metschnikowiaceae. Gene Ontology annotation, cellular component: mitochondrial inner membrane; proton-transporting two-sector ATPase complex, catalytic domain. Gene Ontology annotation, molecular function: proton-transporting ATPase activity, rotational mechanism; magnesium ion transmembrane transporter activity. The transcript is spliced from 3 exons. Gene Ontology annotation, biological process: proton transmembrane transport; mitochondrial magnesium ion transmembrane transport. The record is from RefSeq and is a predicted model, not a curated record.
AUGUCAUUGACAGACGACCAGGUCAAUGCGGAGCUCCGUAAGAUGAAGGCCUUCAUUGAGAAGGAGGCCCAGGAAAAGGCCAAAGAAAUCAGAUUGAAGGCUGACGAAGAAUACGAAAUCGAAAAGGCUUCCAUCGUCAGAUCUGAAACCGCUGCCAUUGACAGUGUCUAUGAGCAGAAGUUGAAGAAGGCUUCGUUGGCUCAGCAAAUCACCAAGUCCACCAUCAGCAACAAAACCAGAUUGAGAGUGUUGGGCGAAAAAGAGAAGGUUUUAGAUGACAUCUUCGAAGAAGCAAAGAAACAAUUGAGCUCAAUCGCCUCCAAGAAGGACGAGUACAAGGCCUUGUUGGCUGGUUUGAUUGAGGAAGGUGUGUUGGCUCUUUUGGAGGAGAAGGUUUCCGUCAAGGUUAGAGAGGGUGAUGUGUCCGUCGCCAAGGAAGCUGCUGAAGAGGCUGCCAAGGGUUUCAAGGAUAAGUCCAAGAAGGACGUUACCAUCACCAUUGACGAAGAGCUGUUCUUGCCUAAGAACUCCCCGGGUGGAGUCAUUGUGGUGAACGAGCUGGGCAAGAUCGAGGUGAACAACACCUUGGAGGAGAGAUUGAAGUUGUUGUCUGAGGAGGCUUUGCCAGGUAUCCGUUUAGAAUUGUUUGGCCCUUCGCCAACCAGAAGAGACCCCAAUGUUCAUAAGCUUUCCACGCCUCUCUGGGGGUCUGUCUCUGACGAUGUGCCUAGCGAAGAGCUUGGGUCGUUCCACCAUAUGGUCCAGCCGAUCGUUCCCAGUGACCAGUAUGUGUCGUGUACGACGUUUGACGCUGCGGGCAACGUUACUGCUGUGCUGAAGAAGUACCCGAAGAUGACGUUUUUGAAGGAUAAUAACUUGUACCCUCGAGACCUACGUAAGGUGGAUACGUCGUCGAUCGACGUGGUGCCGCUGAUUAUGGUUCGGCCGGGGAAGGCCAUUAUCAUUAACUUGCUUCAUAUCAAGGCUAUUAUCCAGAGGGAUAAUGUUAAGGUGUUUGAUACUGCUAAUCCUAAUAUGGCUUCGAAGCUUGGUAUUUUCAUGUACGACUUGGAAAUGAAACUCAAGGGCCCUGGCGCUGCUCCGUAUGAAUUCAAGGCGCUUGAAAGUAUCUUGAUUUCGGUGCUAAGUUACUUGGAAGCAGAGCUAUACGCCCAGAGAGCAAGCUGUGGGUUGAUAUUGCUGGAGCUUGAAGACCAUAUAAGCAGGGAGAAUCUCCAGCAGUUGCUUAUCAAACUGAAAAAGCUUACGAGUUUCUUUCAGAGAGCAUCGUUGAUUAGAGAUGUUCUCGAAGAGCUCCUAGAGAAUGAUGAAGAUAUGACAGGCAUGUACUUGACUUCGAAACAAGAAUUCACGCCUGUAGUGACCCACGAAGAGACUUCCAGCAACACUCUGUUGAACAACUUUUCAGAUGUCGAGAUGAUCCUUGAGACUUACUAUACUCACUGUGAUGAGGUAGUGCAACAGGCUGGCUCGUUGAUUUCUGAUAUCAAAGCAACCGAGGAAAUCGCCAAUAUUAUUUUGGAUGCUAAUAGAAACUCCUUGAUGUUGUUCGAGUUGAAGGUGACAAUCUACACUUUAGGUUUCACUGUGGCUACGUUGAUUCCAGCUUUCUACGGUAUGAACUUGAAGAACUAUAUUGAAGAGUCCUACUAUGGAUUUGGCGCCGUCAUUGUACUUUCAGUGAUCCAGGGCUUCCUUAUUACGGCUUGGAACUUCAAGAAGUUGCAUAGAGUGCAGAAACUUACAAUGAUGGACCAUUCACCAGCUCAUCCAUCCACAAAACCAUCAUAUUACCAGUCUUCGUGGAUGCGUAAACGUUGGUGGCUGAAGUUGUUGUUUGGAGGACGGACCGUCUAUCACCGUCCUACCAACAAGGAACGUGACGUUAUAUGGAGAAUGUUGAGAGACGACAAGCCUCCCAAAUAG